AUGCUUCCCAGACUGGCCAAAUCGUCGGUACUUCAGCAGGUUCGAGGAGUGUCUGCAAUUGCAAAUGCUGAACCAUCUGGACCGAGUAUCAAGACGAGCAUUCCAGGACCACGGUCCAAGGAAUUGAGACAGGAAAUGGACAUAGUUCAUCAAACAACUUCUGUCCGUUUCCACGUCGACUAUGAGAAGUCGUUCGGAAACUAUGUGGUGGAUGCUGAUGGAAACACUCUCCUUGAUGUCUACACUCAAAUCUCUUCUCUUCCACUUGGUUACAACCAUCCAGAUUUGGUCAAAGUUGCCACUCAACCACAUUUGAUCACUUCUCUUGUGUCUCGCCCAGCUUUGGGAUCGUUCCCACGUACCGAUUUCGCUGGUGGCAUCUCUCAUGCUCUCACUUCCAUUGCUCCAAAAGGAUUGAAAGCUGUUCAAACGAUGCUCUGUGGAACUUCUGCCAAUGAAAACGCCAUCAAGACGGCUUUCAUUUGGUAUCAAGCUCAAAGAAGAGGUGGUCUUGGACCAGAUGCUCUUCAUUUGGAAAGCUGCAUGACUCAACAAAAGCCAGGAACUCCAAAUCUUUCUGUGAUGGGAUUCGAAGGAGCAUUCCAUGGAAGAUCCCUCUGCAUGCUUUCUGUAACCAGAAGUAAGCCAAUUCAUAAAGUCGAUAUCCCAGCAUUUGAUUGGCCAAUUGCCAAAUUCCCACGAUACAAAUAUCCACUCGAUCAGAACGCCGCUUAUAACAAGAAACAAGAUCAAGAAUGUCUUGCUGACGUUGAAGCUAAAAUUGCUGAGUGGAAGCGUCGUGAUAAUGACGUAGCAGCCAUCAUUGUUGAGCCAAUUCAAGCCGAAGGAGGAGACCAUUACGGUAGUCCAGCUUUCUUCCAAGGACUUCGCGAUAUUACUGCCAAGAACGGAGUUGUUUUCAUUGUUGAUGAAGUUCAAACUGGAGGAGGAGCUACUGGAGACGUCUGGGCUCAUGAUCACUGGAACUUGUCCUCUCCACCAGAUAUGGUCACCUUCUCAAAGAAGUUAUUGACUGGAGGAUACUUCUAUGGAGAGCAUUUGAGAGUAAAGGAGGCUUACCGUAUCUACAACACCUGGAUGGGAGACCCAACCAAAUUGUUGCUGUUGGAGAAGGCUGUUGAAGUGAUUAAGAGAGAUGGACUGAUUGAUCAGAGCAGACAAGUUGGAGCUGAAUUCCAGAAGAGACUCGGAGAGCUUCAAGCAUCAUCUGGAGGAAAGUUGGAUCAAGCCAGAGGAAGAGGAACAUUUGCUGCUGUUGACUUCCCAUCUGGAGCUCUCAGAGACAAAUUUGUUGACUUGGCUAUCAGUAACGGACUUCACUGCGGAGGAUGCGGAGAUCGUUCUCUUCGUUUCCGACCAUCUCUCGUUUACACCAAAAAACACUUGGAUCUGACAUUCGACCUUCUCGACAAGACAUUGAAACAACUUUAA
Molecule: messenger RNA, 1452 nt
Organism: Caenorhabditis briggsae
Lineage: Eukaryota; Metazoa; Nematoda; Chromadorea; Rhabditida; Rhabditidae
Gene: Cbr-gta-1
Product: Protein CBR-GTA-1
Exons: 6
Coding region: 1-1452 (483 amino acids)
Biological process (GO): GABA catabolic process
Cellular component (GO): mitochondrion
Molecular function (GO): pyridoxal phosphate binding
Source: RefSeq, a predicted model, not a curated record